UAAUCUCCUCCAUCCCCUCUUCAUAGAACUAACUCACAAAAAGCUUUUUUGUUCUUUUGCUCUCUCCACUUUUCUCUCUCGUUUUCGCAAUUCCUCUUUUUGAUCGUCUUCCGGCGUGGUGUUUUGGGUCGGAAUCGCGUCUUGUUCAUCCGUUGCUGGAUUGUUUCUUCCCGGAAUUUUGGUUCGUUUUGGUGGUUUGGGUUACAGAUAAGGAUUCUAGGACGCUGUGCCUUUUUUGCACCUGAUUUUUUUCAGACUCUGCUUUUGGUUUGUGAAAGUUUCGAUGUUCAGAAAUUUCUAUAUUUGGUGUGUUGAAGCGUAGCUGCUGCUGGAGCUCCACUGUUGGCGCUUUUUUUCGGUAAAUCAGGUGGUUUUUGUGUGGAAACAGGCAGUGUUUUCGCCCUUUCGUGAGGCUUGGUUCAGUGAGGAGCAUGAAAUUUUGAGCUUCUCUUGUCGUUUUGUAAUUUCGAUGGAGAAGAAAGAUAUAUCGGAUAUGGAAGUUUGUUUGUUUCUGAAUCAGGAAGUGGUCCCUUCUUGGUAUUGUAAAAAGUCGUUUGUUAUAUAAAAGCCUUUCUUUCUGGAGAUUAAGUGUAUCGAAUCAGCCGAGGAAAUUUAGGAAUUGCUCGGAAAGAGGAUUUGGUGAUAUUGAUUGUGUCUGCUACUAUGGCUGUGGAGCAUAAUGGAUGCAAUGGAUCCAACAUUUCCUCACCUACAGGAGACAAAUUUUUGUUAGACUUGGGUUCCCCUACUACGAAGGCUAUCGAAUUGAAAGAGCAGUUGAAUUCCGGGGAUGAUGACUUCACUCCAAAGGCAAGGAAACCGUAUACCAUUACCAAACAAAGAGAAAGAUGGACUGAGGAAGAACACAGAAAGUUUAUUGAGGCUUUGAAACUUCAUGGCCGAGCAUGGAGAAAAAUUGAAGAGCAUGUGGGAACAAAGACUGCAGUCCAAAUUAGAAGCCAUGCUCAAAAGUUUUUCUCCAAGGUUGCUCGUGAAUCAAAUACCUGUGAAGCAAGUUCCGUGAAGCCAAUAGAAAUUCCUCCUCCUCGGCCUAAGAGGAAACCUGUGCAUCCAUAUCCACGCAAGCUGGUUUCUCCUGUCAAAACAAUGAUCAUAAUACCUGAGAAGCCUCUGUUUUCUGCAUCACCAAACACCUCGGAACGGGAAAACCAAUCUCCUAAAUCUGUCUUAUCUGCAGUUGGGUCAGAUUCAUCACUCGGGCCUGACUCCACUAUGCUUAAUGGCAGCCCUUCAUCUGCUACAUCCGCUCUAGUGCCCGAUCCCGGCAAUGCAUCGAGUACAGAGAUGCUGCCCAAGUGUCUUUUAGAAGAUGUUAUAUCUUCUCCGCCCAAUCAUGAUGAUCAGAAAUUGAGCCCUGAUGAAGAAGCUCCCGCUCCUGUUCCCCUGGGAGUGGAGCUUUCGUCGACUAACAGUAGUUGUGAUACAAAUCCAACUGAAUUCACCACCCAUAGCUUAAAGCUGUUUGGAAAAACAUUAUUAGUCGUGGAUCCUAACAAACCAUCGGAUUUGAAUGUGGAAAAGUGCAAAUCCGAAUCGCUCAAUUGGAACGAAGCAACUUGUUUGUUUUCUACAAGCCCUUGUAAUUAUUCGUGGAAAGCCUUUCCUGACGGAGUCAUGAAGAGCAACUUUUUGUGCGCACAAAUGGCACACGACGAUGAGUCAAACACGAUGAGUGCUCAUAUGCUUCCAUACCCAUGGCUGUCGCGUUGCAGCAAUGCUUCGGACGUGCAUAGUCCAACCCCAGUGAAAGCUCGGCUGUCGAAAAAGGCGAACACAGAGGAAAGUGAGGAGAUGAAAGAGGGAUCUUCGAAAGACUCGAAUAAUACCCUCCUAAUGUUUGAUCGGAAAGGUAUGGAAGAAGUGCCAUUUUUGCCAUUUUCGUCUCACAAGUUGAACAAGAGAAUCUCGGCGCGGUCGGGAUUCAUGCCAUACAAAAGAUGCUUUUCAAAGCAAGGCUCGGCCAUUUCCAAUGCGAAAACUGCUGUGAAGACGGAGAAGCAGCGAAUCCGCCUGUGCUUGUAACUCUGUAACCUGUUUCUUCAUUUCCUUAAGGACUUCCGGCGAUGACGGCGGCAACAGCGAUGGCCCGGGCCGGGUAGGGAGAUGUCUAUUUUGUCAGGUAUGGCUCUUCCCGUUGACUGUUAGUUAAUUAGCAUAUGUUGGCAUCAUCUGUGAUAUAUAUAUAUAUAUAUGCAUUGUAUGUAUGUGUGUAUUUAUGCUGUGUUGAUGGUUUUUGCUGUGUAUUAAUUGUACUGAAUAUACGUAUGCAUGCAUCUCCUUUGCAUUCCCUUUUUACCUUCGUAACUGUGAAUUAAUAAUGUGGGAACUUUGUUAAGUUCAGUUUUGUUGUAUA
This is a messenger RNA of Andrographis paniculata, 2374 nucleotides long. Its product is annotated as protein REVEILLE 1-like. The coding region runs from base 664 to 2043 and encodes 459 amino acids. The transcript has 6 exons. The record is from RefSeq and is a predicted model, not a curated record. NCBI's taxonomy places the organism in Eukaryota, Viridiplantae, Streptophyta, Magnoliopsida, Lamiales, Acanthaceae. Gene Ontology annotation, molecular function: DNA binding.